AGAAACACACGAGGUGCGUUCGUACCCUCCCCUCCCCUCCUCCAAAGAAAGAAAGAUAAAAUAAGGAAGCGUGAAAGGGGAGGACGUGAGGUGAGUGGCGCGGCAAGUGCCCGGCUGCCCUCACCACAUUUUUUCGCAUUCAUCUCUGACUUGUACGUGCACCCAUCUCUACAGUACGGCACAUCACGAGGACAAAAAGGAAGUACAAAGCACAACGUUGUCCUCUCUUUAGGAGAACUCAAAGAGCAGUCUCCGCGAAUACAUAUAUUUAUAUUACUCGCCUUCCGAUUCUCAUUCCUCGCGCACGCACACGUUUAUUUUUUCUUAUUUCUUUCUGCUCGAUUACGAGCAGUGAGAGAGGACAAGACACAAGACCGCACACGCUGCUUUGUUUAUUAUCUUCUUAAAAAAAUAUUAUUACUCUACGAAUACUACUGACCGUUCCCACGUAAUGCAAGAAGGAGCCCCCGUUGCCGCCUCGCCUUCUUCCCCGCUUCCUCGCUCUUCCACGUGCUCCCCUUCAUGUUUGCCUUCCUUACUUUCUCCCGCUGCAGUCCCAGAGACGGACACGGAGAGCGGCGUGGCGCCCAAGCCGUGCACGCCGCCUCACCGUGAAGCGCGACGGCGUGCACCCAAGACGGGAGCCCACCUCGCCGGGGUGUUCGGUGCGUUAGGAGCACUGCAGUCCGAUGUGUCUGCUUCUUCCGCACCCACACACGCGACUGCGCGUCCGGCCCCGUCGGUUGCCGCCGCAGAAGCCACCGGAAUUCAGAAACUUCCUUCACCUUCUCCUCCUUUUUUGUCAUCCUUGACGCCGCGCUCCUCGUUUACGCUGCGUGACGGGGCAGCGGCGUGGAUGUGCAGCCGGCUGGAGCUGCUGUGGGCCUCGCCAUUCGAAACAACGGAUGCCGCAGCGUCAUGGACUGGGCGAGCAGCCGAUAGCGAAGAGACGCACCUGUCCCACGCCCUCCACGGCGUCCAUCUUUCAGGUAUCGCUUCCUCCUUACCACAGCAUGGUAAAUCCAUCGACAGCAGCAGUGACACCGUCGAUGCUGCUGCUGCUGCUGCUGCCGGUGUCGGUCUUGACGGCCAUCACGGCAGCGACGCAGCUCCGAGGGGUGCGAUAGACGACGCCUUCCGCGUGGCACACGCGCGGAGCCGCUUAGUUGUUCGUCUUCUCGCCCUCGAUGCCCUUCGUAAAGGUCAGAUGAAGAAGCGACAGCGGCAGGCCGACACGCCGAUCAGCACCACCGCUGAGCCUGCGAUCCUCCGUGUGACACACGACGCGGACACGAGCGCUUCCACCGCAACACCGGCAGGGAUGUCCCCUCUGGUGCGUCGGUGGCUGUGGCAGCGUGCGGCGGCGCUGCCGGGCGAGCGCAGCUCGUUGCUGGUGGAGUGGCUCUCGCUGGAGCUGGCGGAAUCCGCAGCGGAUCACGUGCGAGGAAAGCGCAUGCCUGUGGCGGACGCGUUGAACACGGCGCAAGCGGUUCUCGCGCCACAUGGAGGGCAUUCGUCGACGGCGUCCCGCGACGCCCCUUCACGGGAUGCUCCAAUGAAGGUGGAGGUGAAGGGGGAGGAGAACGAAGAUGAAAACGUGGUCUUGUUCACCUCGGAAGCGCGGGCACCGGUAUCCAAAGAAGAUCCUGUGAUGAGCGCUGACCUUCAGGGACACGGCGAAGAGCGAGAUCGCACGUUCACUCGCACGGUUAGCCCUGAAGACGACGGCGUGUCGUCAGGCACUAUCACGGGUGCAUCCACGAAACCGUUUGCUUGCGAAGACGCACCAGCCGCCCCUUUACCUUCUUCUUCAUCCUUCUCCGUCUCAUCUCCAGAAACGCGAGUCCCCGCGCAGCGCAUACUGCGGCUUGGCAUCGUAGCACCAGUACCUGCUAUGGCCAACGACAGUGUUGAUGUGCCGCUGCCUUCGGUGCCGGUGACGCCAGUGCUGUUCGACAAGGGUAGGGUCGUGAUGGAAACACGCAACAAUCGCAGCAGCAGCAGCAGCAGCCGCGGCGAUGCACGACACCUGAGAAUCUCGCUGCUUCGUCCGACUGCAGCGCCGACGUCGACCGCGGCCGAUGGCGAUGAAGGAGAGACGGUGGAAGUGACCGGGAAGACAGGGAAGCUGUGCGGGGCGGUGAGGGAAGAAGGCGCUCCCGCUGUCGUGGCCGCCAAGACGGAAGCUGAAGCCAAAGAGGGGUGCGCCAUUCAAGUGGUGGCAACACCCCCCGACACAUACACAACAGAGGAGGAGAAGGCGGCGACAAACGCAGAGAUGGAAGGGCGGGUACGGCAGGCACGUUGGCGCAGAAUAGCGCCCUUCGUCUUCUACGCCCCUCGUGGCAGUUCGACGGAGGGCAGCGUGCGAACGGUGUUGACGGCGCUGGGCUUCACAGAGGGUACGUCCCCCUCCUCGCCGAGAACUCACGACAAGGACGCGGUCGAUGCCACCUCUGCAUCCACCUCGUAUUCUCCACUAGUGCCUUCACGGCGUACACCGGCGUACGCUGUUGGAGGAGCGGAAGGACCUCGUACAGGCUCGCCUUCCUCUUCCACAGAAGGAAGAAAAGUAAUCCCCCCGCGGUGCCCUCUCGGACGGCUGCCACCACUCGUCGCGGCGUACGCAUGGGUGCGUGAGGCGGCGCUGCGCACGGUGUGGGUGUCCCACAUCGCGGGUGCGUGCACGACGCCAUCGACGGCGCCCUCGCCCUUCCCGUGUGUCGCCUUCGCCGACGGCCGUGUCUCUGCCGCCUUGGCGGACCUCCUGUGUGUCCCGCUUUCCGUGACGACUCGUGCCCGCAGCAACACAGACGGCGCCCCCAAAGCCGCUCCCCACUGCUUUCGCCUCCCUGCGGCGUUUGAGCGCAACCUGCACGCCUAUUUGUGCUACCCGCUGGCAGGUGUGACGGCAGCGCACCUCGCGGAGCCUGCGACGGCGCCUCCCGAUCGGGAAGUCGGAGAAGACGUUUCUCGACCUCCGUUGUUGACGGUGCAGGACUGGCAGGCGUACCUGGACUUUCGCUACGGCGUUCCAGCCCGUCGUCGCCGCGGCACCCCCGCACGUGUGGGCACAUCAGCCACGACGAAAGACGUGGAGGGUGGAACGCGGCAAGCGCUGAGUCAUGGUGCCGAGAUCAGUCCAUUGGACGAACCCGUCAAACGUCCCCGCCAACGCACCGCUCCUGCACCUGCUUUUGCAAAGCCGCCUCUUCUUACGUUCUCUGCUGCUGCGACGGUGGCGGCGGGCUACGCUGCGCGAAUCUCACCGAUGUACUCCGCCGUCAUGGAUGUGGCGGCGGCUCUGGUUUUCACGGAGCUGCGUCGUGCGUGUGUGCUCGCCGUGGAUGAACGCACACGCGGCGUGAAGGUGGAUGCCACCGUGCGCACCGAUGCCGACGGUGCAGAAGAACUACGUAGCGUGGCAAAUAUCAAUAAUCGAGAUCGAAAGACAGCAGGAGUAGCGCAGUCGUCAUAUCCAUCCACAGCAUCCGCCGUGGAAGCCUUCGCAAAUGAAGAAGGGAAGCAGAGGUCGAGGGAUCACAGCGAACUGCCACUGGAAAUUCGCGCCACCGCAGUCAGCACAGCGGCACCAGCAGCAGCAACAGUACCCCCCCUUCGGGCGUACACGACGGCAUCAACUAUUUCUCCUGAACAGGCGAUGCAGCUCGUGCUGGAAGACGAGAUCGAAGACGACGCCUCCCUUUGCUGCUACGCCCACCAGAACAUGUGUGGCUUGUGCGCGCCUUCCGUAUCCGUACCGAAGGCGCCGCCCUCCCACUCGUGCCCGUGCGGUGCGGCGUGGCCGACGGACAAACCUCAGUCGGCGCCUGGGCAUUCGAGCAGCAGCAGCGGCAGCGGUGCAGCAACAGGAGCAAAUGUGGACACCACCUCCAUGGACCGCAGCAGCGCUGCUGUUGCUGCUGCUACUGCUCCGGAUGUGCAGACACCGAGUGCUGCCUACGCAGCGAAUUUGUGGCUAGGCGUUGUCGCCGUGUUGAGCGCAGGUGAGAGCGGCGUUGCGCAGCACCUCCGCAGCGUGCUCCUGCCACCCACGUGCCUGCCAUCGUCUCCACAGCUGUCUGUAGAAGCGUUGGCGAUAACAACUGCUGUUGCUGCGGAUGCUGCUAGCGCUGUUGGCUCUGUUCGACCUUCCGCUGCCUCGCUGGCACCCUUUACCAUGCCUACGCUCUUUCGCAGUACCCUGGAGGACCUGUACAAGGAGGAGGCGGCGCUGCGCGCACGCCCGGCCCCACCUCUGUGCCUGCCGCUGGGCUGCUACCCGGAAGAGUUAAAGAGGCAGCAGGAGCGAGUCGAUGCAAAUAAGGCGGCGAUGCUUGAGAGCUCCGUCGCAGCUGUCGCGGCGAUUGCCCUGCGUCACCCACGCCUUCUGCUUCGUCAAACACACCUGCUCUGGCGCCUCAGCUGUGCAAGUUUGGCGUCGCCCACGGCGAGAGAGGGGAAAGCAAUAUCGCAGGGAAGGACCAGUGCUGCUGCUGCUGAUGGUGAUGAUGCUGACGACAGCCAAAAUGAUUGCAACGAUAACGAUCAACACGUGUGGCGUGGCGAGUUCGCGUCUCGCGUCAGCAGCUUUGUGGAGUGCGUUCAGCUGGCCUCGUGCGCUGGGCUGCCGGCACCGCUGGCGACGUCGCUCGUGCCUGCCGAGCCGCAGCGCUGGGCGGCGCGCAAGGCGCGAACAGUCGCGAUGGCACCCACAGCGGGGGAGACGUCUUUGCCGGAGAAAGAACGGGAGACGCAGGCGCAGCGCACGUCUCUGCUGACACGCGCCGCUGGCGCGAUAACCGCAGCAGCGAAGUCUCCCGCCGCUACCGCUGCUGUUGCUACUUCCACGGAAGUCACAAUGAAAGCACACGGCGACACUUCUCUCUCACCCCCUACACAGGACCACACAACUUCCACCGUUGCCACUGCCACGCCGCCGCCGCCGGCCUCACGCCCCCGACUGCAUCUGCGGCUGCUAUCCGUCGCGUCUCCUGUCUCACGCACUUCGUCCGAUUCGGUCACCGCGGGCGUUGACACCGCGCCUUCGCCGAAAUGUGAGCGCAGCCCUUGCCCCGCCGUUCGUGAAAGCGAACGUAGUCGUGCAUCUGCGAGGAAAGAUCAUGGAAAGCGGACCCGGAUGAAAGAUGUGGCCAACCCACACAGCAACGAUGCCGAUGUCCACCCUCCUACCCCUGCUGCUGAUGCUGCUGUUACCGCGUUGCCACCGUUGGAUGGGCUGGCCGAUCUACAGGUACGCUGGGUACUCCCGACAGGCAGCACUGCCAAUACUGCUUCUGCCGCCGCUGCGUCUUUUUCUGCGUCUUCUUCUUCCCCUUCUCUACCGGCGAUGUCGCUGAUAACGCUGGUGUCCGAUGUCCUCUGGGGUACGCUGCAACACAUGGGGACGUAUGAAGCGAAGGAGUGGACACCGGGGAAGCCGUUGCCCUCUACUGCCGCCGCCGCCGUAACUGCAACAGGAAGUGUCACGCACUUGGUCUUGUCGAAGGGAGGUGUUGACGUGAAAGACGCGAGGGGCGGGACUUCAGCUCCUGCGUUCGUGCGUCCACCGCGACGCACGUUAAUGCUGCGGCUUUCCCCGGCCUACGCGGAGCUGCAGCGAGUCUGGCAAGCGUUGCGACCUUUGUCUUUCCUAAUUGAACGUGGGACGUCAGACACGCGCGCAUCUGCUGUCAUCGCUGACCAUCUACGCCUUUCGCAUGGUGUUCGACUCAGAGAAGGACCUGCACUGGAUGUCGUACUGCCACUUGCGCCGGUUGCGUCGCCUUCUGCUUUGCAGUCGGAUAGGGUUCAGCCGCAACACCGCAGGAAAUCCUCGUGUUCUCCUUCUUCCUCUUUAUCUGCCGCUUCGGUGGUCUCUCCUUCUGACCCCACGAAGAACGCAGUGAGAGCGGCAAAGCUGGGCUUGACAGCGCCGUCGCACGCCGAUGUGCGCCACUACGCUUCCCUCGCUGCGUCGCUGCGCGGAGUGCUGUGCGUCUCACUUGGCUACGCCGUCUACGCAUUGCUGCAUCGCACGUGGGAGCUAUGGACGUCGGCCACAAAGGAUCAGUGUGAAGGCAGCGGUGACGCUGCUGCCGCUUCGGUGGCCCCCUCUCGAUGCCCACGGACAACGCCAACAGAUGCGAUCGGUCCGCGUAUUGCUGCGUCUUCCACGGCGCGCUCUUCUUCGAAUGACACCACCACCACCAGCGUUGUUGACCGGUGGACGUGGUUGGCGGCGCAACUGCAAACGCUGCACGACGAAAUCCUGCAGCCGCUGAAUCGCAUCUGCACGGUGUACAUCGACGAGCCCGUGUCGCCGUCGCAGCAUGACGACGACGGAGACGCAGACGCAGAGAGUGGGGAUGCGGGCGUGUCGUGCACUAGCACCGGCCCUCGGCAGCCACGUGUCACUACGGCCGCCUGGCUGCUGUACAAGCCCUUCGCGCACCGUCUCUUUCCUUCAUUGAUUUGCGCCUUCGACGCGGCUCUUGCGCCGCCAGCGGCAGAGGAUGACGUCAAGGACGAUGACGAGUUGGAUGGUGCACCGUUGAACCGGCCAAGCUCUCGCGCGGACGUGGCGAAUACCCAACGGGAGGUGCGGACCGCGUGGGUGCGCGUGUGCGCGUCGCUGCAGCAAGCUGGUGUGGCACUGCCGGGACGUGCACCCCCGUUGCGAGGGAAGACGAAAGCGCGAGAGUGA
This is a messenger RNA of Leptomonas pyrrhocoris, 6706 nucleotides long. RefSeq lists its product as hypothetical. Lineage: Eukaryota; Euglenozoa; Kinetoplastea; Trypanosomatida; Trypanosomatidae. The coding region runs from base 1322 to 6706 and encodes 1794 amino acids. The transcript has a single exon. The record is from RefSeq and is a predicted model, not a curated record.